Molecule: messenger RNA, 1130 nt
Organism: Ctenopharyngodon idella (grass carp)
Lineage: Eukaryota; Metazoa; Chordata; Actinopteri; Cypriniformes; Xenocyprididae
Gene: srsf3a
Product: serine and arginine rich splicing factor 3a
Exons: 7
Coding region: 280-786 (168 amino acids)
Biological process (GO): mRNA splicing, via spliceosome
Cellular component (GO): nuclear speck
Molecular function (GO): RNA binding
Source: RefSeq, a predicted model, not a curated record
UUGUUGUCUCAGUUCUGUGAUGGCUGUUUAAAGAGCAGAAACGUAGCGAACUUCCGAUAUUUUUUUUUUAGGUGUGAGAGCUUUUCUUUUGACAUCCGUGUUGUUGAAGAAAACCGGAAGUGCUCUAUAUGUAGAUCUGCUCGCGAGGGCCUGCGGUUACUAUUAGCGCGUUAGCAACGAGGUGUUUAGCGGCAGUGGCGCGUUUUCGAUUUCGCUAACGCAAGCAAAGCAAAUUUACCGUUUUUUAGGUGUGGAGUUAAGUUUGGGAUUGGCGAAGACAUGGGAGAUCCUUCCCUAAGCCGUGACUGUCCACUGGAUUGUAAGGUCUAUGUUGGUAAUUUGGGCAACAGUGGUAACAAAACUGAGUUGGAGAGAGCAUUUGGCUAUUAUGGUCCACUGAGGAGCGUAUGGGUGGCCAGAAAUCCUCCCGGCUUUGCUUUCGUGGAGUUUGAGGACCCCAGAGAUGCGGCUGAUGCUGUGAGGGAGCUUGACGGAAGAACACUCUGUGGUUGUCGAGUGCGAGUUGAAAUGUCCAGUGGGGAAAAACGGUCAAGGUAUCGAGGACCACCCCCUUCUUGGAAUCGCCGGCCACGUGACGAUUAUAGACGCCGCAGUCCACCCCCUAGACGCCGGUCUCCCAGGAGGCAGAGCUUUAGCCGAAGUCGGAGCAGGUCCCUUUCCAGAGAGAGGAGAAGAGAGAGGUCUUUGUCUAAUGAUAGAAACUAUAAACCUUCAAGGUCUUUCUCAAGAUCACGCAGUCGUUCACGAUCCAAUGGUCGGAAGUGAGAGUUGUUCAAGUCCAGCCUUGUCAGAGAAAGCAUGUCUGUGUGUGUUCGUCCACAACAGACUAGGAUGAUGGGAAAAGAUGGAUUUUUUUUUUUUUUUUUUUUGCCCCUAAAGUCUUUUUAAAAUGUAUUUCCCCAUAGCAUUCUGAGUAUCAUUUUUUACUUAAGAUAUCUGUGCAGAAAUGGGUAGCAAUGGGUUUAUCCUGCCUAAAUGCCUGGAAUGUAAUUUUAUGCUCUUUGGGCAGUGAAAAUUUCUGAAUGGAGUAUCUCAUGUGUGGUGAUCAUUUGAAACCAAUUUUGUAUGCUUUUUUGUUUGUACUUCCAUUAAAAAAAAGUUCCUUAUGA